This is a messenger RNA of Schizosaccharomyces octosporus yFS286, 1251 nucleotides long. Its product is annotated as folylpolyglutamate synthase. Lineage: Eukaryota; Fungi; Ascomycota; Schizosaccharomycetes; Schizosaccharomycetales; Schizosaccharomycetaceae. The coding region runs from base 1 to 1251 and encodes 416 amino acids. The record is from RefSeq and is a predicted model, not a curated record. The transcript has a single exon. Gene Ontology annotation, biological process: folic acid-containing compound biosynthetic process. Gene Ontology annotation, cellular component: cytoplasm; cytosol; mitochondrion. Gene Ontology annotation, molecular function: ATP binding; tetrahydrofolylpolyglutamate synthase activity; dihydrofolate synthase activity.
AUGCCAAUUCAACUCGGAUUGCAGCGUAUGCGUCUGCUCUUACAACACUUGGGAAAUCCUCAAGAGACUUUUUGUGCCAUUCAAGUUGCUGGAACCAAUGGGAAAGGAAGUGUCUGCAGUUACAUAUAUACUACUCUGUUACAAGCGGCCAUAAAAACUGGUCGAUAUACUAGCCCACACUUUAUCGAGCCUAGGGACACCAUUCACAUGAACGGUCAAGCUGCAAGCAAGGAAAUGUUCGAAACUUGUCGGAAGCGGGUCAUGGAUAUCGAUAAACGGUUUGGUACGAACGCAACCGAAUUUGAGCUAUUGACAGCUACCGCGUUUGAAUGUUUUUGCGAAGCGGGUGUACGGGUUGCUGUAAUUGAAACGGGUUUAGGUGGUAGAUUGGAUGCCACAAAUGUGUUUGAUUCCCCUUUAUUAUCUGUUAUUUGUCGAAUCGGAAAGGAUCAUGAAGCUUUUCUUGGGAAUACGUUGGAAGCCAUAGCUCGUGAAAAAGGAGGAAUUUUCCACAAGAAUGUCCCAUGUAUAAUUGAUUCAACAAACAAACCGAAGGUAAUUCAAACACUGAAAGAAGUUGCUCAAGAAGUUCAUGCCGGACCUGUUUAUUUAGCGUCAGCAAAAGAGACAAAUCAGGCUCAAACUUGGAGUGUUACGAGCCCCUCUUGGGGAACAAAUGAUUAUCAAACUUCUUUGAAUGGAUCAUAUCAAGGUGGAAAUGUGGCUUGUGGUGUAUAUGCUUUGGAUGUGCUAACAUCUUCAUUCCCGUUGAUGAUUCCUCAUGCCCAAAAUGGUAUCAAAAACACCAUAUGGCCUGGAAGAUUGGAUUUUCGAGAUAUUUCUGGAAUCGGAAAGGUAUUGUUUGAUGGAGCCCAUAAUCAGGAUGCUGCUUUAGAACUGGCUAAGUUCGUAAAUCUUCAACGAGAAAAAAAUGCCAACAAGUCUGUCUCUUGGAUGGUAGCUUUUACUGGAAGCAAAGAUGCGAAUGGAAUUUUAGAGUCUUUGGUUCAACCGGGAGAUACGGUGUAUAUCACUCAGUUUUCCCCAGUAGAAGGGAUGCCUUGGAUCCAGUCGAUGGAUUCUAAAGUGAUACAAGAAUAUCUCUCCAAAAGACAAGUUCAAACUGUACUUGUCAAUGAGAGAAACAGAAGAAACGCUUUGAUAUCUGCUGGUACUGAAAAUCCAUUGACGGUUGUUUGUGGAAGUCUAUAUUUGCUCGGUGACAUGUACAAAACUCUUCAUUUAGAGUGA